This is a messenger RNA of Stylonychia lemnae, 156 nucleotides long. Lineage: Eukaryota; Ciliophora; Spirotrichea; Sporadotrichida; Oxytrichidae. The record is from the annotation of a GenBank genome assembly.
AUGAGUUCUAAUUGCAACAUUGAAAAAGAUAAGUCAGCUAUCCAUAACUCAACACUAAUGGGUAUUGGAGAAAUAAGUUACAUUAGAGAACAUCUAUUCCUUUCUCAUACCAAUCAAAUCAACAGCCUUAAGUUAAUAAUUAAAACAACUCAUUGA